CACCUGUUACCUUCUGAGCAACUCAUUCGACGUUGGCGUUCUGCUAAUUCUCCCCAAAGAGUUCAAGCCCUCCAGAAGCCAAAAUGGGACACAGUAAACAGAUUCGAAUCUUACUACUGAACGAAAUGGAAAAGCUGGAGAAGACCCUCUUCAGGCUUGAACAAGGGUUUGAACUACAGUUCCGAUUGGGCCCAACUUUGCAGGGGAAAGCAGUAACUGUGUAUACAAAUUACCCAUUUCCUGGAGAAGCAUUUAAUCGAGAAAAGUUCUAUUCCUUGGAUUGGGAAAAUCCAACAGAAAGAGAAGAUGAUUCUGACAAGUACUGUAAACUUAACCUGCAACAGUCAGGGUCAUUUCAGUAUCACUUCCUCCAAGGAAACGAGAGAAGCGGUGGAGGUUACAUAGUGGUGGACCCUGUUUUACGUGUUGGGGCUGACAAUCACAUAUUGCCCCUGGACUGUGUCACUCUCCAGACCUUUUUAGCUAAGUGUUUGGGACCCUUUGAUGAAUGGGAAAGCAGACUUAGGGUUGCAAAAGAAUCAGGUUAUAACAUGAUUCAUUUCACCCCGUUACAGACUCUUGGACUAUCUAGGUCAUGUUACUCCUUGGCUAAUCAGUUAGAAUUAAAUCCUGACUUUUCAAGACCUAAUAAACAGUAUACCUGGGAUGAUGUGGGACAGCUGGUACAAAAACUGAAAAGAGAGUGGAAUAUUCUUUGUAUCACAGAUGUUGUUUACAAUCAUACUGCUACUAAUAGUAAGUGGAUCCAGGAACAUCCAGAAUCUGCAUAUAAUCUUGUGAACUCACCACACUUAAAACCUGCCUGGGUUUUAGAUAGAGCCCUUUGGCAUUUCUCCUGUGAUGUUGCAGAAGGGAAAUACAGAGAAAAAGGAGUCCCUGCUUUGAUUGAAAAUGACCAACACAUGAAUUGCAUUCGGCAAAUAAUGUGGGAGGACAUUUUUCCAAAGAUUCAACUCUGGGAAUUUUUCCAAGUAGAUGUGUGCAAAUUAGUGGAGCAAUUUAGAAGACUUCUCACACAAGAAAAUAGGAGAGUAACCAAGUCUGAUCCAGGGCAACAUCUUAAGAUUAUUCAGGAUCCUGAAUACAGACGGUUUGGCUGCACAGUAGAUAUGAACAUUGCACUGACAACUUUCAUACCACAUGGCAAUGGGCCAGCUGCAAUUGAAGAGUGCUGUAACUGGUUCCGAAAGAGAAUUGAGGACUUGAAUUCAGAGAAGCGUCACCUCAUCAACUCUCACCAGGAACAGGCAGUCAAUUGCCUUCUGGGAAAUGUAUAUUAUGAACGAUUAGCUGGCCAUGGUCCUAAACUAGGACCAGUCACUAGAAAGUACCCUUUAGUUACCAGGUACUUUACUUUCCCAUUUGGAGAAAUGGCCUUAUCAGCAGAAGAAUCUAUGAUCCACCUCCCAAACCAAGCUUGUUUCCUGAUGGCACACAAUGGAUGGGUAAUGGGAGAUGAUCCUCUUCGAAACUUUGCUGAACCAGGUUCAAACGUGUAUUUAAGGAGAGAGCUUAUUUGCUGGGGAGACAGUGUUAAAUUACGCUAUGGGAGUAAACCAGAAGACUGCCCCUACCUCUGGGCACACAUGAGAAAAUACACGGAAAUAACUGCGACUUAUUUCCAGGGAGUACGUCUGGACAACUGCCACUCAACACCUCUCCACGUGGCUGAGUACAUGUUGGAUGCUGCUAGGAAACUGCAACCCAAUUUAUAUGUCGUGGCUGAACUGUUCACGGGAAGUGAAGAGGUGGACAAUAUCUUUGUGACUAGACUUGGCAUUAGCUCCUUGAUAAGAGAGGCAAUGAGCGCAUACAACAGUCAUGAAGAAGGCAGGCUGGUUUACCGAUAUGGAGGAGAGCCUGUAGGAUCCUUUGUUCAGCCCUGUCUGAGGCCUUUGAUGCCAGCUAUCGCCCAUGCCCUGUUUAUGGAUAUUACCCAUGAUAACGAAUGUCCUAUUGUGCAUAGAUCUGCCUAUGAUGCUCUCCCGAGUACCACUAUUGUUUCUAUGGCAUGCUGCGCUAGUGGAAGCACUCGAGGCUAUGAUGAGCUAGUGCCUCACCAGAUUUCAGUGGUUUCUGAAGAAAGAUUUUAUACUUCUUGGAAUCCUGGAGCCUCGCCAUCCAAUACAAGUGAUGUCAAUUUCCAGAGUGGAAUUAUUGCAGCCAGGUGUGCUGUCAAUAAACUUCAUCAAGAGCUUGGGGCCAAAGGUUUCAUUCAGGUGUAUGUCGAUCAGGUUGAUGAAGACAUAGUGGCAGUCACGAGACACUCGCCCAGUACCCACCAGUCGGUUGUGGCUGUAUCCAGAACUGCGUUCAGGAAUCCCAAAACUUCCUUUUACAGCAAGGAAGUGCCUCAAAUGUGUAUCCCUGGCAAAAUUGAAGAGGUAGUUCUUGAAGCUAGAACUAUUGAGAGAAGCACAAAUCCUUAUAGGAAGGAUGAGAAGUCAAUCAAUGGAUUGCCAAAUAUCACAGUAGAAAUUAAAGAACAUAUUCAGCUGAAUGAAAGUAAAAUUGUUAAACAAGCUGGAGUUGGUACAAAAGGACCCAAUGAAUAUAUUCAAGAAAUAGAAUUUGAAAAUUUAUCUCCAGGAAGUGUUAUUAUAUUCAGAGUUAGCCUUGAUCCACAUGCCCAAGUUGCUGUUGGAAUUCUUCGAAAUCAUCUGACACAGUUCAGUCCUCACUUUAAAUCUGGGAGCCUGGCUGUUGACAACUCAGAUCCUAUACUAAAAAUCCCUUUUUCUUCUAUUGCCUCUAAAUUAACCUUGGCUGAGCUAAACCAGAUACUUUAUCGAUGUGAGUCAGAAGAACAAGAAGAUGGUGGAGGCUGUUACGAUAUACCAAACUGGUCAUCGCUUAAGUAUGCAGGCCUCCAAGGAUUAAUGUCCGUAUUGGCAGAAAUAAGACCAAAGAAUGACUUGGGGCAUCCCUUCUGUGAUAAUUUGCGAUCUGGAGAUUGGAUGAUUGACUAUGUCAGUGGCCGGCUUGUUUCUCGAUCAGGAAAUAUUGCUGAGGUUGGUAAAUGGUUACAGGCUAUGUUCUUCUACCUGAAGCAGAUCCCACGAUACCUCAUCCCAUGUUACUUCGAUGCUAUUUUAAUUGGUGCAUAUACCACUCUUCUAGAUACAGCAUGGAAGCAGAUGUCAAGCUUUGUUCAGAACGGCUCAACCUUUGUGAAGCACCUUUCCCUGGGGUCUGUGCAAAUGUGUGGAGUGGGGAGAUUCCCCUCCCUGCCCCUCCUCUCACCCUCCCUUGUGGAUGUGCCGUACAGGCUGAACCAGAUCACCAGAGAAAAGGAGCAGUGCUGUGCUUCCUUGGCCGCAGGCUUACCUCAUUUUUCUUCUGGUCUUUUCCGCUGCUGGGGCAGGGAUACAUUCAUUGCACUUAGAGGUCUACUGCUUGUUACUGGACGCCAUUUAGAGGCCAGGAACAUUAUUUUAGCAUUUGCUGGUACCCUGCGGCACGGUCUCAUACCCAAUCUCCUCGGUGAAGGAACUUACGCCAGGUACAAUUGCCGGGACGCUGUGUGGUGGUGGCUACAGUGUAUCCAGGACUACUGUAAAAUGGUUCCCAAUGGUGUCAACAUCCUCAAGUGCCCUGUGUCCAGAAUGUAUCCCAGUGACGACUCUGCUCCUCUGCCUGCUGGCACAGUGGACCAACCGCUGUGUGAAGUCAUACAGGAAGCCAUGCAGAGGCACAUGCAGGGCAUUCAGUUCCGGGAGAGGAAUGCUGGGCCGCAGAUAGAUCGAAACAUGAAGGACGAAGGCUUUAAUAUAACUGCUGGGAUUGACGAAGAAACGGGGUUUGUUUAUGGAGGAAAUCGCUUGAAUUGUGGCACAUGGAUGGAUAAAAUGGGAGAAAGUGACAGAGCUAGAAACAGAGGAAUCCCGGCCACACCAAGAGAUGGGUCUGCUGUGGAAAUCGUCGGCCUGUGUAAAUCUACCGUCCGUUGGUUGCUGGAAUUAUCCAGAAAGAAUAUUUUCCCUUAUCAAGAAGUCAGAAUAAAAAGACAUGGGAAAUUUACAACAGUCUCCUAUGAUGAAUGGAACAGAAAAAUACAAAACAACUUUGAAAAGCUGUUUCAUGUUUCAGAAGACCCAUCAGACCCUAAUGAGAAGCACCCGAACCUAGUUCACAAGCGUGGCAUAUACAAAGACAGCUACGGCGCAUCAAGCCCCUGGUGUGACUACCAGCUCAGGCCAAAUUUCACCAUAACCAUGGUCGUGGCCCCUGAACUCUUCACUACAGAAAAAGCAUGGAAAGCUUUGGAGAUUGCAGAAAAAAAAUUGCUUGGUCCCCUUGGCAUGAAAACUUUAGAUCCAGAUGAUAUGGUUUACUGUGGAACUUAUGACAAUGCCUUAGACAACGACAACUACAAUCUUGCUCGAGGUUUCAAUUAUCACCAAGGACCUGAGUGGCUUUGGCCUAUUGGGUACUUUCUUCGUGCAAAGUUAUAUUUUUCCAAGUUGUUGGGUCCAGAGACUACCGCAAAGACUAUAUAUUUGGUUAAAAAUGUUCUUUCUCGACAUUAUGUUCACCUGGAGAGAUCCCCAUGGAAAGGACUUCCAGAACUAACCAAUGAGAAUGGCCAGUACUGUCCCUUUAGUUGUGAGACACAAGCCUGGUCAAUUGCUACUGUUCUUGAAACACUUUAUGAUUUAUAGUUAAUACAGGGAGAUUUAAUAAGUAUGUAACCACCUAUGGAAUAAUAGGGUCAAAAUACAAUAUAAAUGCCUUACAUGCACAA
Messenger RNA from Dipodomys spectabilis (banner-tailed kangaroo rat), 4765 nucleotides. It is a transcript of the gene Agl, whose product is annotated as amylo-alpha-1, 6-glucosidase, 4-alpha-glucanotransferase. Gene Ontology annotation, biological process: glycogen biosynthetic process; glycogen catabolic process. The transcript is spliced from 34 exons. Lineage: Eukaryota; Metazoa; Chordata; Mammalia; Rodentia; Heteromyidae. Bases 84 to 4682 code for a protein of 1532 amino acids. The record is from RefSeq and is a predicted model, not a curated record. Gene Ontology annotation, molecular function: 4-alpha-glucanotransferase activity; amylo-alpha-1,6-glucosidase activity.